This is a messenger RNA of Mesorhabditis belari, 282 nucleotides long. NCBI's taxonomy places the organism in Eukaryota, Metazoa, Nematoda, Chromadorea, Rhabditida, Rhabditidae. The record is from the annotation of a GenBank genome assembly.
AUGAAAGAUCAUAUUCCGGGAGUUUUGAAUGGAAGACGGAUUAAUUGGUGUCCUGAUGGAGAUGGCUAUCUACCGUUUUGCCCUCAACCGACCGAUCCCGACGAGUACAGUUAUUGCUGUAUGUAUUAUUAUCUGGAAGUUGAUAUGCCUUCAUGUUGUCCGUAUCCGAUUAGAACUGGACUCAUCCCCGCAUUCAUCGUCUCCGGCUUUAUACUUUUGUUUUUCAUUCUCUUCUUCGUUUGGUGGUGUAAGAUUCGGAAAUCGAAAGCAUUUGGAAUCGAC